Aspergillus puulaauensis is the source of this 2196-nucleotide messenger RNA. RefSeq names its product pseudouridine synthase PUS7. Gene Ontology annotation, cellular component: nucleus. Gene Ontology annotation, biological process: pseudouridine synthesis. The transcript is spliced from 2 exons. The coding region runs from base 1 to 2196 and encodes 731 amino acids. Gene Ontology annotation, molecular function: RNA binding; pseudouridine synthase activity. Lineage: Eukaryota; Fungi; Ascomycota; Eurotiomycetes; Eurotiales; Aspergillaceae. The record is from RefSeq and is a predicted model, not a curated record.
AUGGAUAUAUCUGAUUUAAUCGAGCCCCCGCAAAAGCGCCUGAAGACUGAGGGUGCCUCCAGCACAGAGGAAGUCACUCUCCCUGCCGGCGCAGCCCCUCCCCAGACCGCCACUGAAGAUCCGUUAUCGAGAGAGAUCGAGGUUGGAAUCACCGAGUUUGUUAGCGCAGAUAAUGAAGGUUUCGCGGGGAUAUUGAAGAAACGGUACACAGAUUUCCUCGUCAACGAGAUCCUGCCCUCCGGCAAAGUUUUGCAUCUGCAGAGCACUGCAGUGCCGAAAACCACAGAGGAGGAUAGUGGCGAUGCGCCUGCGCCGGCCGAGGAGAAGCCAAAGGAGCCCGAGACUCCUGCGGAGGAGUCGCCAGCUCCCGCCGAAUUUCAGUUAACGGAUGAGGACCGGGUACUGCUCGACGAGCUCUUCGGCGCCCAAUAUGUCCAGAAAAUCUUGUCUCUACACCGCAAGGCAACGACGAAUUUGAAGGCGAAACCAAGUGAUUUGGGGCGAUUGAACACCAUUGUCGUUGACGACCGCGACAAGCGCAUCAAAAUUCACCACGCAGUCCGCCGGAUCUUCAACUCGCAGCUCGAGUCUUCGACCGACCACGACGGGACAAUGGUCCUAUCGGCGGCUUCAAACCGAAACAAGAAGAAUGCACAGGGUGGCGGACGCGGGGGUGGAAAUGGGCGUGAGCGGGGGCGCGUUAAUUGGGAUGAUUUGGGUGGUCCGUAUCUACACUUUACAAUCCACAAGGAGAAUAAGGAUACCAUGGAGGUCAUCUCGUUCAUCGCCCGCCAAUUGAAGAUGAACCCCAAGAGCUUCCAGUUCGCAGGCACCAAAGAUCGCCGUGGUGUAACUGUGCAGAGGGCAUGCGCAUACCGCUUGCAAGCCGACCGUCUAGCGAAACUCAACCGAACGCUUCGCAAUGCCGUCCUCGGCGACUUCGAAUAUCAACGGCAUGGCCUCGAGCUGGGAGAUCUCUAUGGAAAUGAAUUCGUCGUAACUCUACGCGAGUGCGACAUCCCAGGAGUAAGCCCCAAAGAUGGUGAAACUGCCGUAACAACUGCGACGGAACUAGCAAGCUCAGCGCUAAAGAGCCUCCAUCAACGAGGCUACUUCAACUACUAUGGUCUCCAGCGCUUCGGAACCUUUGCAACCCGUACCGAUACCAUUGGUGUUAAAAUCCUACAGGACGACUUCAAGGGCGCCUGCGACGCAAUCCUCGACUACAGCCCGCACGUCCUCGCCGCCGCGCAAGCAGGCGAAGCCGCAACAGUCAAUAUCAGCUCCGAAGACAAGGCACGCGCAGAAUCAAUCCACAUUUUCCAAACAACCGGCCAUGUCACCGACGCCGUUGAAAAGAUGCCCCGCAAGUUCACCGCCGAGUCAAAUAUCAUCCGCCACCUCGGCCGCUCCAAGAACGACUCCCUCGGUGCCCUGCAAACAAUCCCCCGAAACCUCCGCCUCAUGUACGUCCACGCCUACCAGUCCCUCGUCUGGAACCUCGCGGUCGGCGAGCGCUGGCGCCUCUACGGUGACCGCGUUGUAGAAGGCGACCUUGUCCUCGUCCACGAACACCGCGACAAAGACGGGUCCGCCGCCGCAGCCUCUGCAGGGGCAGGGGCAGAAAGCGCAACCGUCGACGCAGACGGCGAAGUCAUCAUUGCGCCCCAAGAGGGCGACAGCGCCUAUGCGGCCGAAGACACAUUUACGCGCGCUCGAGCCCUAACUGCCGAUGAAGCCAACAGUGGCAAAUACAACAUCUUCGACAUCGUCCUUCCCCUUCCGGGCUUUGACAUUGUUUACCCGCCUAACAAAAUGACCGACUUCUACAAGGAGUUCAUGAGCAGCCCACGCGGCGGCGGCUUAGACCCCUUCAACAUGCGCAGAAAAUGGAAGGAUGCGAGCCUGAGCGGGAGUUACCGCAAGGUGCUUAGUCGGAUGGGGCCCGAUUUCUCAGUAGAGGCGAAGUUAUAUUCGGCAGAUGACCAGCAGUUCGUGACGACGGACUUGGAGAAGUUGAGGUCGAAAUCAAAGGAUGGGGAACAAAUGGAUACUGAAGGUGGCAAGGAGCAUGAUAAGAUCGCUGUGGUUCUUAAGUUCCAGCUUGGAUCUAGCCAGUAUGCCACUAUGGCGUUGAGGGAGUUGAUGAGGGGUAAGGUGAAGGCAUAUCAACCUGACUUUGGGGGUGGACGGUAG